Molecule: messenger RNA, 864 nt
Organism: Haliotis rubra (blacklip abalone)
Lineage: Eukaryota; Metazoa; Mollusca; Gastropoda; Lepetellida; Haliotidae
Exons: 3
Coding region: 56-847 (263 amino acids)
Source: RefSeq, a predicted model, not a curated record
AUACAUCACAUCAAGGAACGUUCUCGAAGAUUCAGAUCUCGUUCUCGGACACCAGAUGAUGUGUUUCAUACCCAGCCGAUUGGCGCACGUGGUUCCGGUUUUCUGUACACUGUUGGCAAUCAUCAUGUCGGGCACCGGCGACGGGGGCAUUACAAACGACGGGAUGUGGACCAGGAACACCGUCAUGGACGACCUACGCUCCACGUCAGAUGUGUUGUGGGUGCACGAAGCGUGCAUGUCAGACAUUGCCUGUGUUGUCAUGUGUCUUAGCAGCGUGGUUUGCAAAAGCGUCUUCUACAACCCAAAUAACCACCAAUGUCAAGGUCACAGUGUAAUUGUGACGGUGUCAGACACUACGGCAGAGGUCGGCAACAUUUUCUUUGCGAAAAUCAUACCACCAGCUCCUCCUACUACUACCACGACACCAACGCCGUAUCUACACUACGCCGACACCGUGAACAACAUGGCGUACGACAUCUACACGAGCGGCCCCAUGGGCUGGCUUGACGCCGAGGCGGAGUGUCUGAGGCGUAGCAAGAGGCUCAUAAGACUGGAGACCUCGGCUAAGAGAACAGCGCUCAGAACCAAACUGGGGACCAUCAAUGCAACACGGGACCAGAAUGUAUGGGUGGCCGGAUACCGCUGUUGCAAUGCGGACCUCCCAACGUGGGACAGUGCAAAGCUCUACCCCAGUGAUUAUAACAUUUACAACCAUUUUAUGUACCCCCUUCCCUGGAAAAUCGUGACCACCGUGAACUCCUCAGACACCAUCGACCUACUGACAGUAGACCUCAGCAUUGAUGACAAGCGGCUGUUUGUUUGUGAGGACUUGACAGGAACUGACUGAGGAACCACGUGCACGAG